Messenger RNA from Arachis ipaensis, 1663 nucleotides. RefSeq names its product laccase-15-like. Gene Ontology annotation, cellular component: apoplast. Gene Ontology annotation, biological process: lignin catabolic process. The record is from RefSeq and is a predicted model, not a curated record. NCBI's taxonomy places the organism in Eukaryota, Viridiplantae, Streptophyta, Magnoliopsida, Fabales, Fabaceae. Gene Ontology annotation, molecular function: copper ion binding; hydroquinone:oxygen oxidoreductase activity.
UCCAAUUUCAUAUACAUCAUCAUAUUUUUCUCCAUAUAUAAUAUAUAUGAGAAUCACACCAUCGGUCCUACAGUUCUUAGGAAUUUUGUUCCUAAAUGUUCUUAUCACUACCCAGGCUUUGAGGCAUUACAAGUUUGUGGUGAGAGAUGCUCCCUUCACAAAGCUUUGCAGUGCAAAGAACAUCUUAACAGUAAAUGGAGAAUUUCCAGGGCCAACAUUGUAUGUUACAAAAGGAGAAAGCAUAAUUGUUGAUGUGUAUAACAGAGCUAACUAUAACAUCACCAUUCACUGGCAUGGAGUGAACCAACCAAGAUAUCCAUGGUCUGAUGGCCCUGAAUUCAUCACUCAGUGUGCCAUUCAACCUGGUGGUUUGUUCUCUCAAAAGGUUAUCUUUUCUGAAGAGGAAGGCACACUUUGGUGGCAUGCUCACAGUGAUUGGUCUCGUGCUACUGUUCACGGUGCUAUUGUCAUUAAACCCAAGCCUGGACAUACAUAUCCAUUUCCAAAGCCAGAUAGAGAGGUUCCAAUGAUAUUAGGUGAAUGGUGGAAGCAAGAUGUUGUCAAAGUUUUUGAUGAUCUUGUUUCAACUGGAGCAGAUGCUGCCAUCUCUGAUUCUUACACUAUCAAUGGUCAACCUGGUGAUCUUCAUCCAUGUUCUGCCAAUGAGACCUUCAAACUAAAUGUGGAACAUGGCAAGACUUAUCUUCUGAGAAUGAUCAAUGCUGCAAUGCAAGACCUUCUCUUCUUUGCAAUCGCUAAACAUCAAUUGACAGUGGUUGGAAGCGAUGGAAGCUAUGUGAAGCCAUUCAAAGUGGAUUACAUAACAAUAUCACCAGGUCAAACCAUGGAUGUGUUGCUUGAAGCUAAUCAACCUUUGGAUCAAUAUUACAUGGCUGCCAAAGCCUAUUCAAGUGCUUUCAAUGUUAGAUUUGAUAACACAACAACCACUGCUAUUCUUCAAUACAAGAAGGGAAACUACAUUAUUCCAUCUUCAAUAAGCACUCCUCACAUGCCUUCACUUCCAUCUUUCAAUGACACCAAUUCCUCUGUCAACAUCAUAACUCAAAUGAGAAGCUUGGCAGAUGAAGCACACCCAGUUGACGUGCCAUUGAACAUAACAACCAAUCUGUUCUACACCGUUUCAGUUAACUCAUUGCCAUGUCCAAAUGGUACCAUAUGCAAAGGCCCUCGUGGAAAUAACCGGUUUGCAGCAAGCAUGAACAACGUCAGCUUCCAGUUACCACAAAACAAUAACAUUAACAUCUUGCAGGCUUAUUAUAACAACAUAAGUGGUGUGUUCAGUGAAAAUUUUCCAGAUGUGCCACCACUACUAUUUGAUUUCACUGCUUCCAAUUUGUCCACAUUUCUUAGAACUCCAUCGGUAGAUACAGAGGUGAAGGUGCUUGAGUAUGGCUCCACGGUGGAGCUUGUUCUUCAAGGGACUAAUUUGCUGGCUGGUACUGAGCAUCCAAUGCACUUGCAUGGCCAUAGUUUCUACGUAGUUGGAUGGGGAUUUGGAAAUUAUAACAAAGACAAAGAUCCUUUCAACUAUAAUCUCGUUGAUCCUCCUUAUCAGAAUACAGUGGCUGUACCUAAAAAUGGUUGGGUAGCCAUAAGAUUUCAGACCAAAAAUCCAGGUAGAAAUUAAAUUACUUAUAUUUGA